AUGGAUAAUCAACAAUUGGACUAUGCCAUCCUUUUUCAUCAUUGCAAUGAAGAUUCAGAAAACUAUUUAAGAACAAUAAGAAAUCGCUUGGCUUCAGGCAAAGAUGUACAACAAGCUGCCGGGGAGGCAGGUUUGUUCACACAAUUCCUUCCUGAGCAGCUUGCAGCUUCAGUUUCCCAAAAACCAUACACUUCUCUUCCUUGGCAAAUCCUUGCAAACUCUGUAGCUGGUGACUCGCCUUUACAGGAUGAGGCGUGGGCUUUCCUUACCAAAUUUCCUCCUAUACUACCUCUCCCAGUUACGAGUGCUCAAUUGGCUGCAUUUGAAAUUUCGAUUUGGUCCCUAAUACUAAAUAAUAAUAAGAGAUUAAGUCAGCUGUGUACCUCUCCUGCUGGCCUGUACUUACUCGAUAUCUUAGUUGAUCAGGAUCGUCAUCCAGAUUGGCAGAGAGAAAGCAUUCUUUUUCGUAUCAUCAGCCAUAUCUUGAGUAACGGUUAUGCAGAAAUCCUUAUUAAACGUGCAGUUCUAUUGGGAUUUCGAUCCAUCUAUUUUGCUGUCGAUGCCAUGAGCCGUGAACCGUUUGUUGCUGUGGAUUUAUCUUUGUUUCCCACUCUUUACCUAAUCACCCGCUUAAUUGCUAAACGGCUUCAUCAACGUGUUUCUUCCAUGGACAAAUCUAAUAUCUCAGAAGCUGACUUGACCGUCGUCACUUACUUAUCCGAGAGCUUCAAAUUGGUUAUUAGUCUUCUUUACACACGAUAUGAAAAACUUACUCUGAUACAUAAUGACUCAAACCAAAAAAUAGAUAUUGCUCAUGAAUUUCAACGGUACUACCAUGAUUCUUCGUUGGCCACGAAUGAAGUACUGCUUUUACUUGGUGUCCUUAAUCAGUGUAUUCCACGCAAGACUUUAGUUCAGAAAAUUCCUAUUCCUCCUGGAAGUUUCUAUGAUUUUUGUGAAGCUGUAGGAGGUGUUAAACGGGAAUGCGUUCAUUUCAUCACCUUUGCCGCGCAUUUAUAUCCGGCUACACAGGACGAUGUUCGAAACACAGACGGUGGUUUGUCAGUUAUACUGUCUCAAUGUAACAUUGAUGAUUUCAAUCCAUACCUCCGUGAAGUUACUGUCCUUUGUAUCCGUCAUCUAUUGCAAAACAAUCCCGAUAAUCAAGCAUUCAUUGCCAACUUGAACCCUGUAGGUAUUAGCAAAUCUGAGGUUUUGGAAGAAGCCGGCUAUGAUUCUCAAAUCGACGAUAAUGGGAAAGUGAAACUAGUACCUAAAAAUCGUCUUUAA
Messenger RNA from Schizosaccharomyces osmophilus, 1290 nucleotides. RefSeq names its product Armadillo repeat protein, ATXN10-like protein (gene mug160). The record is from RefSeq and is a predicted model, not a curated record. Bases 1 to 1290 code for a protein of 429 amino acids. The transcript has a single exon. NCBI's taxonomy places the organism in Eukaryota, Fungi, Ascomycota, Schizosaccharomycetes, Schizosaccharomycetales, Schizosaccharomycetaceae. Gene Ontology annotation, cellular component: cytosol.